AUGUCGAGAACAACAAACUAUCAAUUUCACAAGAUUGGGGAGGAUAGUAAAAAUGAUAUUGCCUUCAUAAUGAAACAGUCAUUCCCUGAAUGCGAGGAUCCAUAUUCCUUUUAUCAUCCCAAAGGGUAUAUUGCUUAUGCAAAUGAUGUUCCUGUUGGAGUUGCAUCAUUUCAUACUUAUAAAGCUGGUUAUCAUAGUUGUAUUCCCACAUUUUCUUUCGAAAUCUGUGUAAUUCCAAAGUACAGACACCAUGGUAUUGGCAAACAACUUUAUCAAUAUAUUGCUAAUGAAAUUAAAGAUGAAGAACAAAUAAUUACAACAAUUCAAGCCGGUAAUUCAUUAACAUUUAGUUUCUUCGAAAGACGAGGAUUCACCAAAGCAGAAAUGUCCCGCUCUCAAAAACCUGGAGUAGGAAAUACUUGGUUAUUAUACAAACCCGGUAAAUCACCAAGACACAUGUAUUACUACUCAGGAGAAGAUGAAUGCUGGAGAUAG
Molecule: messenger RNA, 495 nt
Organism: Trichomonas vaginalis G3
Lineage: Eukaryota; Parabasalia; Trichomonadida; Trichomonadidae
Product: Acyl-CoA N-acyltransferases (Nat) family
Exons: 1
Coding region: 1-495 (164 amino acids)
Molecular function (GO): acyltransferase activity, transferring groups other than amino-acyl groups
Source: RefSeq, a predicted model, not a curated record